Molecule: messenger RNA, 638 nt
Organism: Rhinopithecus roxellana (golden snub-nosed monkey)
Lineage: Eukaryota; Metazoa; Chordata; Mammalia; Primates; Cercopithecidae
Product: disco-interacting protein 2 homolog C-like
Exons: 5
Coding region: 186-638 (150 amino acids)
Source: RefSeq, a predicted model, not a curated record
GCCGUGGCGGGGCCGCGCUGAGGAGGCGCCGAGGGGAGGGAGGUCCCUGCGCGCCCGCCGCCCGCCUCCCGCGCCCGCGCCGCCGCCUCCUCCUCCUCGGUGCGGUUCCGCCGGGCGCGAGGAGCCGCCGAGACCUCCGCCUGCGAACAAAGAGGAGGCCGUGCGGGGCGCGGCGCCCGCGGAGCAUGGCGGACCGCAGCCUGGAGGGCAUGGCGCUGCCCCUGGAGGUGCGGGCGCGCCUGGCCGAGCUGGAGCUGGAGCUGUCGGAAGGUGACAUCACACAAAAAGGAUAUGAAAAGAAGAGGUCAAAGUUAAUUGGAGCCUACCUUCCGCAGCCUCCGACAGCGAAUGGAGCUGCCGUGGUUCGGUGUAGACUGCAGCACAGUGAAGGAGCGCCGAGGAGAACAUUCCGCUCUGCCCACAUCGGGGUGUGCGACGUCCGAGAAGCCGCGGCCCGGGAGCGGGUGGCCAGCACCGCAGGGAACCGGCCUCUGUUUUACUUUCGUUUCGGGGUGGACCAAGCUUUGCCGCAAGAACGCCGGGCUCCUGUCACUCCUUCCUCUGCCUCUCGCUACCACCGCCGAAGGUCUUCAGGGUCACGAGAUGAGCGCUAUCGGUCAGGGCUGUCUGGAGACUGA